UAGUGCUAACUCGGCUAACGUUAGCUAACUAAACAGUUACCACACCGCUUCGGCUAGCGUCAGUCAGAUAGUGUCGGUGGGUAGUCCUUCAGCGUUUUAACCAAACUUCAGCUCACCACAAAGUGUGCUCACGUUAGCGUAGCCCUCUCACCACCUGACUGAAAACGUUACAGCCCACUUGAACUCAUUGCACACAACACAUCACAGUAGUCUGGCUGAUGUUUGACUGAGGCUGUUAAACAUCGGUUGCAUAAAGGCUGGUUGGCAAAGAAGUGCUGACCUUUAAUAAGCUCGCUUCACAGGGAGGGUGCACACAAGGGUUUGUUAGCUAAGUUUAUUGGCUGAGGAAGGCAACGUAGAAAUGCAGUCUGCUGUUAAACAAAACCUCCAUUUGGAGACCGAAGGAGACAUCAACAAACUCAUCAACCUGAAGCUCAAUGCAUCCUACACCUACCUUGCUCUGGGGAUGUACUUUGACAGGGAUGAUGUUGCCUUGCCUAAUUUCUCAAGAUUUUUCCUGGAGCUCUCAGUGAAGGAGAGGGAACAAGCUGAGAAGCUUCUGGAAUAUCAAAACAUGAGAGGAGGCCGAAUUUUGCUUCAGACAAUUGCUAAACCAAGUAGAGAGGAUUGGAAAGGUGGCCUGGAUGCAAUGUCCUUUUCCCUCGACUACCAGAAGUCUCUCAACACAUGUAUCCUUGAUGUCCACCGCAGAGCUGGCAUCCACACUGACCCCCAUCUGUGUGACUUCCUUGAGCAACACUUCCUCAUCGACAGCCAUGACACCAUCAAGAAGCUGGGCGACUUCUGUGGAAGUCUUACCCGCAUCACUGCGUCUGAGACGCAUGGUCCUAUGGGAGAGUACCUCUUUGAUAAACACACUCUGUAAAAGUCACAGCAGUACAGUGACACAACUUGCACAUUUCAAAAGAUAGAGUCAAGAGGGAAACAGUCCCUCACAAUGUCUAUUUUUUUUCCGUUAAGACAGCUACAACCAUAUUGUUACACCCCAAACCCUCAAACCCUUCUUGUACCAAUGGCACAAGAGAGGUUCAAAGCAAAUAAUAUAAAAUACCUCAGUCUCCCUUGAAAACAACAGUGGAGAAAAUAUUCUCAAUAAUAUGGUGCUAUAAACUACUAUUUUUCCUAAGCUGUUAAAAUGAGUCACUUGUUUAUUUAGACUCAUUUUAUCAUGUGUCAUGCAUUCCAUUGUUUCAGAGGCUCUAAGUUUCACAGAUCCUUUGUAAAAAUGAACUCUAUUUUGACUAAAUCAGAAUGGUUUAAAGACUUUAAAACAUGGAUGAUUAUGGAAACACUGAAUAAAGUCAGACGAUGCUCA
Messenger RNA from Toxotes jaculatrix (banded archerfish), 1336 nucleotides. RefSeq lists its product as uncharacterized. Gene Ontology annotation, biological process: intracellular iron ion homeostasis; iron ion transport. Gene Ontology annotation, cellular component: cytoplasm. Bases 362 to 886 code for a protein of 174 amino acids. Gene Ontology annotation, molecular function: ferrous iron binding; ferric iron binding. The transcript is spliced from 5 exons. NCBI's taxonomy places the organism in Eukaryota, Metazoa, Chordata, Actinopteri, Toxotidae. The record is from RefSeq and is a predicted model, not a curated record.